GGUGGAGCACAAACAAGCCCAGGGAUUUCUGCUGAGCUGAGACAUUCCUGACGUGGGAUGUUGGGAAGGGGGGAAGGCAUCAGCCUCUGCCCCACUGCCUGUUGUGGCUACGGGUGGGGAUGUGGCGCCGGCAGCGCCUGAUGCCACAGGCACAGGACAAGGGGAAUGGCCUUAACCUGCCCGAGAGGAGAUGGGGAUGGGAUCUGAGGAAGGAAUUCCUCCCUGUGAGCACACUGGGACAUCGGGAUGGGUUGGAUGGAGACACUGUGGCUGCCCCAUCCCCAGCACCACAUGCAGCCAGUCUAACCCCAGUCCUUAUCAGCUCUGCUUUGUGCUGCUGCUGUCACCUUGGGCUGGGGGCCAGGCAGGAGGGGUGAAGGCUGCUGCCCAUGGCUCUCCUCCGCAGCUCUGUUCCACGCAGCUCCUGUCAUUUCCUGCCCAUCUUUCUCCUUGUCCCAGUUAAAUCCCCUAAGUGCAAUCCCAGCUCCCCUGAUGGUGUGUCCGGAAGGAUGCAGGGACCCCCACAGUCCCCAUCUCCCCAUGGCUGCUCACAGCUACACCGGGGUACAUAUACCUGAGAGUGGGGAGCACCCAGAGGGGCUCUGGGUCACCCAGCACCUCGCUACCCCCGGUUGCUGCAGCAGCCUCCAUGCCAAGUGCCCAGAGCGGGUGGGAGCACAGGGAACCCCCAGCACCCAGUCCAUGGGGCACCCACCCCAAGUCCAGUGAGACCCUGGCAUGGCUGGGAAAGGCAGGGUGCCCAUGGGGGGGCACACACACCUAAAGCCACACCUCCCCCUGGGGCUAGCCCCAGCCAAGGCUUUGCCCAUUGGUUUCCUGCAGCUCCCUGCCCACCCAGCAGUGCUACUUAAGGCACCCGUGUGUGUGCAGCAUGGGCUGGGGGUGCAGGAUGGGGUGGUUGCUGGUGCUGGGUGCUGCCAUGCUGCUGGGAGCAGAGAGCAAAGCUCCCCUGGAGCCCCCCACGUUUGGGGACAUCUACCACGUCACAGGAGUCAUCAGCCUGCCCUAUGCGGAGAUCAGGGAGCCCUUCGAAGCCUGGUACAACCUCACCGGGGGGAAGAGCCGCAUCCAGUACUAUGGUGGCCAAGUGGUCACCUACCAGUUGGGCUCCAUCAAGCCCUUUGGGGCCAGCUUCAAGGUGACUCCCGAGACCACCGAGACAGAGGUGAAUGUCCGGAGGUGCUUCCGCAUCAAUGGCACCGAUGGGGAGCUCAUCACCCCACAGAGCGUCUUCCCCAGCCUGGAGAGCUUCAAGCGGGUGCGGGAUGAGCGGUGCCAGGGGCAGCCCUGUGCUGUGUGGCAGAACAUCUCCUACUGGGGCCACAAGAAGAACGUGUACACGCUGCGGGUGGGCAGCUCUGCCCAUGGCCCCGUGCCCCUGCACUACGAGGUGCGGGGCUACAACAGCCUCCUGAGGUCUCACUAUGACAAGUAUGAGAUCGAGUACUCCUCCUUCAGCCACUGCUUCCCCCCCAGCGUCUUCCAGCUCCCUGAGGGGGUGCAGUGCAAGCAGUGGCCCGCAGCCGGCCCCGAGCACCGCAUCGUGGCCAACCCCAUGCAGGAGCUCCUGGGGCACCCACAGGACAUGGACCACAUCCACCACCGCCUCUUCCACCGCUACAAGCAGCGCUUCCGCAAGAGCUACAGCAGUGAGGAGGAGCACGAGCACCGCAAGCACACCUUCAUCCACAACAUGCGGUUCGUGCACUCCAGGAACCGCGCCGCGCUCUCCUACACGCUGGCCCUGAACCACUUGGCCGACCGCACGCCCCAGGAGCUGGCUGCACUGCGGGGCCGGCGCCGCAGCCGGGCCCCCAACACCGGGCAGCGCUUCCCCACCGAGCUCUACACCGGCCUCAUCCUGCCCGAGAGCCUCGACUGGCGGCUCUAUGGUGCUGUGACCCCCGUGAAGGACCAGGCCGUCUGCGGCUCCUGCUGGAGCUUUGCCACCACCGGUGCCAUGGAGGGUGCCCUAUUCCUCAAGACCGGUGUGCUGACCCCCCUGUCCCAACAAGUCCUCAUCGACUGCUCCUGGGGCUUCGGGAACUACGCCUGUGAUGGGGGUGAGGAGUGGAGAGCCUACGAGUGGAUCAUGAAACACGGCGGCAUCGCCAGCACUGAGUCCUAUGGGCCCUACCUGGGGCAGAACGGCUACUGCCACUGCAACCAGUCAGAGCUGGUGGCCCAGCUCGCCGGGUACGUCACCGUGGAGCCAGGCAGUGCCAUGGCUCUGAAGGCAGCGCUGGUCAAGCACGGCCCCGUGGCUGUCAACAUUGAUGCCUCACACAAGUCCUUCGCCUUCUAUGCCAAUGGGGUCUAUGAGGAGCCCCUCUGUGGCAAUGAGACGAUGGCGCUGGACCAUGCGGUGCUGGCCGUGGGCUAUGGGGUCCUGCAAGGCAAGAGCUACUGGCUCAUCAAGAACUCCUGGUCCACCUAUUGGGGCAACGAUGGCUACAUCCUUAUGGCCAUGAAGGACAACAACUGCGGUGUGGCCACUGCUGCCUCCUUUCCCAUCCUGGCCUGAUGGGACACACGUGUCCCAUCCCCUCCAUGUCCCUGGGGGCAGCUCCAGAUGGGUGGGGGCUGGCAGAGGGAUGUGGGCCCUGGGAGGCAGCUGUGGGGCAGAGGGAUUAGCCCAGAGGAUGCUCCCAGC
This is a messenger RNA of Melopsittacus undulatus (budgerigar), 2674 nucleotides long. RefSeq names its product digestive cysteine proteinase 1-like. Gene Ontology annotation, molecular function: cysteine-type endopeptidase activator activity involved in apoptotic process; cysteine-type endopeptidase activity. The coding region runs from base 893 to 2545 and encodes 550 amino acids. Lineage: Eukaryota; Metazoa; Chordata; Aves; Psittaciformes; Psittaculidae. The transcript is spliced from 11 exons. The record is from RefSeq and is a predicted model, not a curated record. Gene Ontology annotation, cellular component: lysosome. Gene Ontology annotation, biological process: immune response; positive regulation of apoptotic signaling pathway; positive regulation of peptidase activity.